CAAUAUUAUUUUUAAAAUGUCAUACAAAAUUUUAAUUGUCAAACCGUUUAAUUAACUUUUUAAACUACUUUUUCCAAACACUGACCGCUUUUUUAAAACCCGCGGAAUCCAUCUCUGCGCGACUGCUUUAUCAUUCAUUGAUUAUGCGUCCAAGGUCAAGAGAGGGGAGUAUCAUGUAUGAACGGUGCAAGUAGUAAGUUUGUAAACACUCAAAUACAACAAGGCAGCAGAUGAUCAGCGUGUGGUCUCCUUAAAGAUUAUUGAACCCAUCAAUCAUCUAUAAUUCAGGUUCAAAAUGGAUUUUAACCCAAAUGAGCAUCAACACUUGCGCUAUAACCCUUUGAAGGGCGAAUGGAUCUUGGUGUCUCCCCAUCGGGCCUUGCGACCUUGGAGCGGGCAAGUCGAACAACCACCGGUGGAAAUAGUCCCCGAAUUCGACCCAAACAAUCCUCUGUGUCCUGGAGUUAAACGUUCCUCUGGAAUAGUAACUCCGCAAUACAAAUCAACGUACGUUUUUACUAACGACUUUCCUUCACUUUUAGAAGAAGGACCUGAACCGCCCCAAAACGAUGAUCCUUUAUUCCAAACAAAAUCGGCCAAGGGCACGUGUCGUGUUAUUUGUUACCAUCCGCGUUCCAACGUUUAUUUCACAUCGAUGACGUUAUCUGAAGUGGUUGCUAUUAUAAACGAGUGGAUUAGACAAACCGAAGAAUUGGGCAAGAAGUAUCUAUGGGUCCAAGUUUUUGAAAAUAGAGGGGCUAUGAUGGGUUGUUCGAAUCCACACCCUCAUUGCCAAAUUUGGGCUUCGAAUUUUUUCCCCAACGAACCUAAAGCCAAAGACUUGCACCAAAGAGAGUACUACGAGAAGUAUAGAAGACCAAUGCUGCAAGACUAUCUUCAGAAGGAAUUGAAACAAGAUAAACGUGUUGUGUACCAAAAUGAAGAAUGGGCCAUUGUGGUGCCUUAUUGGGCUACUUGGCCCUUUGAAACCCUAGUGUUGCCAAAGAGACAAGUUCAGAGAUUUACCGAUUUAGAUAAGAAACAGAAAGAAGCAUUAGCCGCUGCCUUAAAAGCAAUAGUUGCCAAAUAUGACAACAUUUUCAAGUGUAAUUUCCCGUAUUCGAUGGGUUGGCAUGGGGCUCCCACUGGUGAACAGUUUAACGAGUCUUUACCAUAUUGGACUUUCCAUGGAUGUUAUUAUCCACCCCUUCUCAGGUCCGCUACCGUUAAGAAAUUCAUGGUGGGAUAUGAAAUGUUGGCUCAAUGUCAAAGGGAUAUAACACCAGAAAGUGCAGCAGCUCUCAUAAAAGAACAAUCCGAAGUGCGUUUUUCUGAUACAAAAUAGUACAUCAACCUAAAAAACAUAAUUAUUUGGACUUUUAAACAAUUAAACAUCCAUUUUGAUCUCAAUGUUGAGUCGUUGGACAGAUUUUAAUAAAAAGGUCCUGUAUAAAUAAAUAAAUCAAAAAUG
Molecule: messenger RNA, 1471 nt
Organism: Tribolium madens (black flour beetle)
Lineage: Eukaryota; Metazoa; Arthropoda; Insecta; Coleoptera; Tenebrionidae
Product: probable galactose-1-phosphate uridylyltransferase
Exons: 2
Coding region: 296-1345 (349 amino acids)
Biological process (GO): beta-D-galactose catabolic process via UDP-galactose, Leloir pathway
Cellular component (GO): cytoplasm
Molecular function (GO): UDP-glucose:hexose-1-phosphate uridylyltransferase activity; zinc ion binding
Source: RefSeq, a predicted model, not a curated record